AUGAAAAGUGAGCGUGUGAACUAUCCGGUUAAGCUUCUCAAUUUUAUACUAUCAAUCAUGAACAGUUAUCUUUUUGUAUUAAUCGUGAGCAUUGGGUUCGCUGAAAGUUCGAGUCCAAAGUCGAGCACUUCCUGCUCCCUAAUGACCAGUUGUGCUGUUGAGAAAUGCUUGGAUAGAGGAAUGGUAGGCAGAAUCAUAACAGAAUCAUCACGCGAUGAGGUAUUUGGAAACCUCGUAGAAAAAUUCGACAUGGUUUGUAUUGCUGCAAAAUGUGGAAAUGAGUGCUCUCAAUGCAAGCACUGUCAUUAUGCUUUGGAGCAAAUGAGCGCAUUGGCUCAGGGAGAGAAAACUUCUGGACUGUGCCCAAAACUUGAAACCUGUGUUUUCAAUUGCCUUACUGAAGAUGUAUCAAAAGUAUUAUCUUGUGUUGCAACUCGGUGCAAUGUUCACUGUUAUGAUGGAGAUUGCCCAUCUUGCAAAAUGAUUUCUAGACGCAUUUUUUCCAAUAUCUGCAAGCAACAUUCAAUGACAACUCAACCACAAAUUAAAUAUGAAGGAACUUGUCCAAAUUUGUUCAUGGAGCUCGCUGACGACUAUGUUGCCAUGAAGAAGAAGAAGCUUUAAAUGGUAAAAGAUUCUACUGGAAUUUAAAGAUCUCACCAGUUUCUACGAUUUUUGUAAAUAUAGUAUCGUGUUUUUAUCUGUGAAUAUAGAAUUUUGAAAUAAACAUUAAUUUAGU
Messenger RNA from Caenorhabditis elegans, 739 nucleotides. RefSeq names its product Protein dct-5 (gene dct-5). The transcript has 5 exons. Lineage: Eukaryota; Metazoa; Nematoda; Chromadorea; Rhabditida; Rhabditidae. Gene Ontology annotation, cellular component: membrane. The record is from RefSeq and is marked reviewed. The coding region runs from base 1 to 624 and encodes 207 amino acids.